AUGGAAGAAGAAGGAAGAAACCAAACUCUCAUCCUCGAAUUCAUCCUCUUAGGGUUUGGGGAGGCCCCUGAAAUGCAACCCCUCCUCUUCCUCAUCUUCCUCAUGAUCUACCUUAUGACACUGGCUGGGAACUUCCUCAUCAUUGUGCUAGUUGUCAUUGAUCAGCAACUUCACAGCCCCAUGUACUACUUAUUAUGGAACUUGGCCUGCUUAGAAACUUGUUUCUCCUCCAGCAUCCUGCCCCGGCUGCUGGCCAGUCUCCAGACUGGGGACAGAACCAUCCCCGUGAAGGCCUGCCUGCUCCAAGGACUUUUCUUUGGUGUCAUGUCUGCUACCGAACCGCUGCUGCUGACGGCCAUGUCCUACGAUCGGUAUUUAGCGAUCUGCCACCCCCUCCGUUACACUGCCCUGAUGAAUGGCUCCAUUUGCAUCCAAAUGGUGGCGUGGUCCUGGAUAAGCAGCUUUCUGGCUUGUGCCAUAGUAGAUAUUUUCUUCUUCCAACUCAAGUUCUGCCAUGGCAAAGAAAUUGACCAUUUUUUUUGUGAUUUUACAUCCGUGCUAAAGCUGUCCUGUGAUGACACCCAGUUAGUCCAGCUGGUGGCAUUUAUUGUCGUUGUCAUAUGCAUACUUGCACCCAUGCUACUGACCCUGGCGACCUACGUUUGUAUCAUCACCGCCAUCCUGAGAAUCCCUUCCACCACUGGGAAGCUAAAGGCCUUCUCCACCUGCUCCUCCCACCUCAUCGUGCUGACCAUUUACUAUGUGAUGACAAUUUCUGUCUAUUUGGUUCCAAUUGUCAGCACUGCAGCCAUACCCAAAAAAAUAUUCUCUUUCAUCUGCACAGUCCUGCCUCCUAUGGUCAACCCGGUCAUCUACUGCCUGAGAAACAAGGACGUCAAAGUGUCCCUGAGAAAAGCUCUUCAGAAACUGGUUGCUUUUAGCAACAGGCAUACCAUCAGGAAGGACACAUUUUAG
Molecule: messenger RNA, 975 nt
Organism: Pelodiscus sinensis (Chinese soft-shelled turtle)
Lineage: Eukaryota; Metazoa; Chordata; Testudines; Trionychidae
Product: olfactory receptor 1E5-like
Biological process (GO): G protein-coupled receptor signaling pathway
Cellular component (GO): membrane
Molecular function (GO): G protein-coupled receptor activity; olfactory receptor activity
Source: RefSeq, a predicted model, not a curated record